ACUCAACAGGCGGUAGUUCGAAUGAAGAGCGUCUAUUUCGGGUACGCUGGUAAAUCCUGGCAUUCGUGCUUAGAGAAGUGUGAAGAAAAUCAGUAGAUAAUGGAAUCUUUUGUAACUACGUCUUUCGGCUUCGAGCAUUACCUUCGCUUAUCACACUCUCAAAUUAAGGCCAUCCGACAAGCAUUUUACAAUGCCGCUGCUUUCAUAAUUCUUUCUUUCAUAUGCGUUGCCAUUCUGGCAGUCUAUUAUACGCUCCAGGUUUUUGUCAGACCUCUUUUAUGGGCUGUUUUGUGCGGGACGGUGUUAUAUCCAUUCAAAAAUUCAUUAACGGAUGUUAUUCGUGGAUGGGUUAGGCGUGUUGAUGCAGAAGAUCAGUUACUUUUAGUGGAAACUGUUGUUGUACCGUUCAGAGUUUCUAAUGCUCUCUAUUCCAUAUUAAUCAAGAAAAUGUCUGAUCACUGGAGUUUACUUAAGACAUCUCUGUUCCUUCUCCUCGCUUUCAACAUUUCUUCCUACUUUGAUUUUUUCUGGCUCCCUGGAUUAUCUAUAAAUAUCUCUUACUUCUUAAUAUCGUUCGUUGAUUGCGUCUUAGAAUUUACAUCAUUCAAAUUAGUUAUUACUCUAGGUAUUAUCUACGGCAUGAUUGCUUUAGUAAAACCAUCCAAUUUCCACUUCGUGUACAGUGUGUCACACUUUUUCUGGCUUUCAUUGCUGUUAUGGUGCACAUCGUUUGGUGGGGUUUUAAGAAUACCCGUAUUUUUCUUUUCUGUUGCGGUCUUGAUAGUUGGCUACUGGGGUUUCACUGAAGAAGCUGAUGGAAGUUGUCAAGAACGGUGGGCUUCCUGCCAUACUGUUACUGCAUUAGAUGGGGGAUCUCCCGAGUUAAUUAGGAGUGCAGUUUCCUGUGACACACUGGCAGAAGUUAGUACAGAAUUCAGUAAGCCUUUCGAGGUUUCUACUCAAAUACACCCAAGCCAGACAAAAGAGGAAGAACAACAGCGUCAAACUGGUCUUCCUCUAAGAUGGUCGCAGUUUCUGAGACAAGCUUUCCUUCCGGUACCGACAGGAUCAUCCUAUGGAUUCGAUCCAGUUAGUGAGCUCCGAGCUUUCAUGUCUGAACAGUUGUGUUUAUCUUCCGCAAAAUCAUGGAGUGCAAUAUUGGAAGGAAAAGGGUUUCGUGCGAGAGGUAGUUCACUUCCUAGAUCGGGAAACAUUUUCGACGCAGCUUAUACAAACGAUACUUGCUAUCCUGACAGUUCAUUUGUCAAUCGCUGUUUUCUUGCAUUAUUGUGGGCUCAUUUUCUCGUCGCUAUUUGGCUUUAUCAAUGGCCAUUAUAUUUGAUUUGUUUUAUCCUAAUUUUCUUUGGGAUUUUCCGUCUAUCGCUUUGUUUAAAAUUACAAGAACUAUCACGUUGGGUUCUUUGUAAACUUAACAGUCUACUACAGACCAUUACUCCGAAUUUGACAAUGGAACAAAGAAAAGCUUAUUUGAAGUCGGUCGUUCCCAGGCCUGUGCACGGAUUGCUUACUCUAUUGGGAUAUUGCGAUAGAAAACUUUGUCGUUAUUUGGACUCAUGGGUAGACAGUGUCGUCAGUCUUUUUAUUCUUGUCUUCUUUAUUUUCGCUUUUUGUCUACUGACAAUGUUUUUAGCAUUUCAGAUUCACAAUGAAAGUAUUCAUUUGGUAUCGCUAACAAGUGAUUUUAUCAAUAAAGCGUUGAACAGUGAAACAUAUAGUUGGCUUCCUAAAAGGGAACAAGUUGAUGGAAUGUUUAAUGUUUUAGUUACAAAUGCUUAUCAAGCUGGACGAAGUUGGAUAUCCGAAAAGAUCAAUGAACUUUUCGAAGCAGAUCCGAAUUCAAAGGCAAUAUUAAAAGAACAACUUUUAUAUUUGUGGGAGAAUAUUUAUAAUUCUUUUAUCAAUCAGCCAAUGAACACUACAUCGAUGACUAAUCAAUCAGUCAUUAAUAAUCAAACCUUACCGUUCUUGUUCCAUAAUCAUAUAAAUUCCAAUACUAUUACUCCACGUGGGGUUGGGAGAGUUUCAUUAAAUCGAUUUUUUAUCAAUACUACUUGGAUAUUUAAUCGUCACGCUUUAAGUUCAUUGUUUGUGAUUUUCAAACAGAACUUGGGCACAUUUGCAACUAUUACAGAAUCAUUAUGGGGUUUGAUGCGUAGUAAUGUGAAUUUAAUUGCUCAGUUAAUGACAACUUUAUUUUCAUUGAUAAUGAGUGGUGGGCAUGUGGCAAUGAAUUUUAUGAUUGCUUUUCUCAUUUUUUUAACAGUUCUCUAUUAUGUAUUAGCUGCGAGUGGAUCGUGUUAUCUUCCUGUCGCUUUUAUUUCUUCAUUAACACCAACUUUUUCUGGAACUAAUUCAUUAAUUACGCAUUUAUAUUCAACUGUGGAAUCAGCUAUUAGUGGAGUAUUUGUUGCAACAUUAAAAUUAGCUUUGUUUUAUGGUUUAUAUACAUCACUUACUCAUAUUAUAUUUGGAUUAGAUCUUGUAAUAAUUCCAUCUGUAUUGGCUGCUAUAUUAGGCGCUGUCCCAAUUAUAGGCACAUAUUGGGCUGUUCUACCUGGUGCAAUUGAAAUUAUUAUAAUUCGUCAGUCAUUAUCUCAAGCUGGUCUUCUCAUACUUUUCCAUUUGUUGCCAACAUAUGUCGUUGAUGUUUCAGUUUAUAGAGAAAUUAAAGGAGCGGGACAUCCUUAUUUUACCGGUUUGGCGAUUGCUGGUGGAAUAUACUGUCAAGGUCCUGAAGGUGCCAUAAUUGGUCCCAUUCUACUAUGUUGUUUUUUAGUUGGGAUAAAUAUGUUUCGAUGGGCGAUGGAUUCUAGCAAAAAAGCGUUAGCUGCUGAUCAAUGUGAAUAUAAGUCUCACUACUCGCCCCCUACCUCGCCAACUACAGUGCAUACUUAUAAAGCUUGUAAUUCAUCAGUCAUGUCCGAUCGUUUCCACGAAGUAAACUCAUUUAGCAAGUAUUCCAACCCAUCUACAAAGUUUCGUAGACCAAUCUUCAAACGAAGACCAAAAUACCGGUUUAAUAAAAAUUCAUUUUCUAUGCCAGACAUUUCGGACAUAUCUGACGAAUCAUUUCAAACUCCACAAAUUAAACCUCACACAACAAAGUUGAAUUCACCUGUAUCAAGUAUACAUUUUGCCGCACAUUCAUCAACUCCUGCACAUACAUAUAUACCGUGAUUUAAAUAACUAAUUCACCGAACAAACCAAAACAUUUGUUUGUUUGUUUCGUCAGAAGAAAGAAAAUGUCUGUAUGUGUGUGUUAAAUUCCUUAUCAAUAUUUCUUGAGGUCUAUUUACACUCAUAUUUAUAUAUAAUAAACAAAUGCAACGGAGAUGAUCGAUAAUGUUUUAACACUGAUUUGGUUUUCUCUGUCAGUUUAUUUUCUCGAGUGAUUAUUCAUCUCACUGAGUGUCAUUUUCCUUUAUCUUGACGUUGUUCAAAGGACACUCAUGAUUAUAUAUAUAUAUAUAUAUAUGCAUUUUCUGGUCUGAACUCUUGUUUCGCUUAUUGAGAUAUUGGUUUCCAUAUUACUUGGAUCGUGACAUUAUUUUUUCUCAUUAUCAGAUUACAUGCAUACCAUAAGUAUAAAGAAUAUAGAGAUUUUAUUUCAAAUAAAUUAUUUUUACUUCACUGUUCUGUAUAUCUCAUUAAAGUUAACCGUUAUUUAGACUUCCAUUCAAUUCAAUAAACUACGAGACACCGUAAUGAUAACGCUUUAUAUUACAUAUUAUGUGUUAUAACUUAUUUUAUUGGGGCUCUUAGAUUAUGACUUGUUCAGUUCACUUAGUUGCUUAUGUUCGUAACUAAUAUAUCAUUGUUAAAUUGAAUCUAUGAUAUGCACAAGUGUUGUAUGAAUAAUAUUGUGUUAUCAUUUGAACUAAUUAACUUUUAAUUUAAAUUAUAAACACAAUGAAUUGUUUAAGUCUACAAACAUUCAUUCUGGAAAUCGAAUACUUCUAUUCAAAGC
Molecule: messenger RNA, 3988 nt
Organism: Schistosoma spindalis
Lineage: Eukaryota; Metazoa; Platyhelminthes; Trematoda; Strigeidida; Schistosomatidae
Source: the annotation of a GenBank genome assembly